AGCCGUGAUAAAUUUCUGGGCGAGAUCACGUUUCGAGUGCAACAAUUAUUUUUGCUUAUAUAAAGAAGUGUGCUUGCCAUUCAAUAUGUUAAUUCUGCCAACUGUGCCAAACCCAGACAUCAUAGCCAUGAACAAGUUCGCUACCCUGGCGGUUAUCUUCUGCGCCUGCAUCGUGGGCAGCUGUUAUGCCAGCAACUACGGUGCCCCCAAAAGCUACGGACCCCAGAAGAGCUACGCUGCUGAGGGCAACCAGCGGUAUGUGCGCCCCGUGGAGAUCAUUGCGGGUGGACCCGGCUAUAGCCCCGAGAUCCAGCGUCCCAUCCAGAUAAGCGGCGGAUAUGGCGGCAUCCAGCAUCAUGGCGGAUACAAACCCCACCCACGUUGGACCGUCCAGCCCGCCGGAGCCACGCUGCUCUAUCCCGGCCAGAACAACUACCGCGCCUACGUCUCGCCCCCGGAAUACAGCAAGGUGCUGCUGCCCAUCCGUCCCGCCGCUCCGGUGGCCAAGCUCUAUAUCCCCGAGCAGCAGUACAGUGGCAGCCAGUACGGUGGCAGCCAGUACGGUGGCAGCCAGUACGGUGGCAGCCAGUACGCUGGACAAAGCAGCAGCGGCUACUAGGCGCAUACUUGAUCUCAGCCUGAUGGUGUACACAAUGUACAUAAUAAACUAGAAAACAAAAAAUCAUAA
Messenger RNA from Drosophila gunungcola (fruit fly), 688 nucleotides. RefSeq names its product chorion protein S19 (gene Cp19). Bases 86 to 619 code for a protein of 177 amino acids. Gene Ontology annotation, cellular component: egg chorion. The transcript is spliced from 2 exons. Lineage: Eukaryota; Metazoa; Arthropoda; Insecta; Diptera; Drosophilidae. The record is from RefSeq and is a predicted model, not a curated record. Gene Ontology annotation, biological process: multicellular organism development.